Messenger RNA from Hepatospora eriocheir, 264 nucleotides. NCBI's taxonomy places the organism in Eukaryota, Fungi, Microsporidia, Hepatosporidae. The record is from the annotation of a GenBank genome assembly.
AUGGCUCAGAAUGAGAUUAAUGGGGGUGAUAUAGAGAUUCAGUUAGAUUUUAAAAAGAUUAAAGGAAAUAAAAAGACUAUUGUCAGGGGUAUUCCAAGAGACAAAUUAUUGCCAAUACUUGGUAUGUUUAAGAAUGAUCUUGGUUGUAAUGGAAAUGUCUGUGAUGAUCCAAAAAGUGAUUCUGUUUUACAACUCACUGGUGAUCAACGUAAAACAAUUGACAACAGAUAUAACAGUUAUUUUAAACGAAUUGAUAAAAAUUAA